Messenger RNA from Rubroshorea leprosula, 1569 nucleotides. NCBI's taxonomy places the organism in Eukaryota, Viridiplantae, Streptophyta, Magnoliopsida, Malvales, Dipterocarpaceae. The record is from the annotation of a GenBank genome assembly.
ACCAUUACACAUCUACAAAUACAAGGGGGAGCCAGAAACGGAGGUUGACGAUCAACGGCAACAGCAGCAGCAGCGGCGGAGCAGAAAAUGGUGUCGCUCAUGAGACUGUUGAGGUACGGAGUUGGGGGCACAGUGGUAGCGGCCCUAGCGGGGAUGGCGCUGCUCGUCGCCUUCCAGGAGAAUCUCGUUUACGUACCUCUCACCAAGUCCUACGAGAUAACGCCCGCCCACCUCCGCCUCACCUACGAGGAUGUUUGGCUCCGAUCCUCUGAUGGGGUUAACCUCCAUGCCUGGUUCAUCAAGCUCUCGCCCGACUGCCGAGGUCCAACCAUCUUAUAUUUCCAAGAGAAUGCUGGAAAUAUUGCUGACCGUCUUGGAACGGUUCGCAUAAUGUUGCUGAGGUUGCAGUGCAAUGUCUUCAUGCUUUCAUAUCGAGGCUAUGGAGCAAGUGACGGUUAUCCUUCUCAGCAUGGAAUUACCAAGGAUGCCCAGGCUGCAUUGGAUCAUCUCUCUCAGCGAACUGACAUUGACACAUCUAGAAUAGUUGUGUUUGGAAGGUCACUUGGGGGUGCUGUUGGGUCUGUGCUGACCAAAAACAAUCCCGAUAAGGUGGCAGCAUUGAUUCUAGAAAACACUUUCACGUCUAUUCUGGACAUGGCUGGAGUUCUGAUGCCUUUCCUGAAGUGGUUUAUUGGAGGCCCUGGGUCGAAAGGUCCUAAAAUUCUGAAUUUUCUUGUUCGCUCUCCAUGGAGUACCAUUGCCAUUGUUGGCCAGAUUGAGCAGCCAAUUCUUUUUCUGUCUGGAUUACAAGACGAGAUGGUUCCCCCAUCACACAUGCAAAUGCUGUAUGCAAAAGCAGCUGUACGUAACAGGCAGUGUGACUUUGUAGAAUUCCCUACCGGCACGCACAUGGACACCUGGGAAACUGGUGGGGAUCAUUACUGGAAGACAAUCCUGCAGUUCCUAGAACAACACGCGCCCGAGAACAAGGAAAAUGAAUCAUCCCAGUCUCAAAAUGAAAACAGUAAUAUUCUUUUUUCCUAACAAAAUAUUCACUAAACGUUUGAUGCUCAUGCCCAUCUACUUCACUUAUUGAUGCCCAUCUAAUAUUUCUUUCAGAUUUCAAGGGAAGGUAACUGCUGGCAAUUUAAGCAUUUCAUAUAUCAUUUAACUUACAUUAGGAGCUCAAGCCUUGUACCCGAUUUUGAUGAUGCAGCUGUACCAAGAGCUCUUUAUGACUUGCUGUCUGCUUUUCCGAUCAUUUCACCAUGAGAAAAAGCUUUCAUUGGCAUGCAAAUAUAAGCCUGCCAUAACUUAAAACAGAAUUCUAGUUCCGCUCUGGUAUACCGUAUGACGUAGACAGAAGCAGGCUUGAAUCCAUAUCUGAUUUAUCAUGACCAGUUCUUGUUGUAUGAAAUAAUCAUGUCUCUUAAAAUUUCAGAGGUACAACUUCUGCUUCAUCCCGAACCAACUUUGUACUUCAAUUUAAUUCACAAUGGUUUGCAACUUUUCCUUUUAUAUGUUCUUUUCUUCCCUACGCAUGUGGUGAACUGCAUUAUAGCAUUCUCA